Messenger RNA from Sabethes cyaneus, 2217 nucleotides. RefSeq names its product tumor protein D54. The record is from RefSeq and is a predicted model, not a curated record. Gene Ontology annotation, cellular component: cytoplasm. NCBI's taxonomy places the organism in Eukaryota, Metazoa, Arthropoda, Insecta, Diptera, Culicidae. The transcript has 6 exons. The coding region runs from base 136 to 1251 and encodes 371 amino acids.
CGUAACAAGCGAAAUGGUGUCGUAACUGCUUUUUGCUUCUUGCAAUCCGCACUACCCAUACUCUAGUCAUAGGCGAAUCAAUAUCGGCCAAGGGGCAGUAAUCAAAUCGAUACACACUGAAGUUUCUUCCCGAAAAUGAGAGUCGGUGAAGACGAAAUACCCAGCUUGGAGUACAUCGAGGAUCCGUACCUUCCAAAACUGGACAGCUGCAUUACGCCUUCCCUGGAUGAUGUCGCCGAAUAUAAUCCGGACGAGUUGGGGGACGAGCAGAAUUGGCCUGAGGAAACCGAACUUUAUCUACGUUCGCUGACGCUGGAUCAGAUCCUAGGGCUGUCCUCCGACGAGGACGCCGAUCCUGAACUGGAAAUGCAAACAGUGGAAACGGAAUUCAACCCGCCUCUUCCGACAGAUUUUUCUGUCCCGUGUCAAUCGACUGGAGCUAGAAAAAUUGUGGAACGGAUUCUGGCACACAAACUGCUAAAUGGCAGCUCCAGUAGGUUUAAGCUGUUUAACAGAAAACGGAUACGGGAUGUGAGAGUAACUUUUAUAGACUUCUCGAAACCAUACCUCGCUCGGAUCUCCAGUGGAGACAACUACAAAAGUUUCCUCAACAUUGGGAGUGCCGUAGACAAUUCUGGCAAAUUGUCCGAUGCAUCUCCCGUCGGUUCGGUGAGCUCAGCCGAGAUCGCCCAGGAGUUCUCCGGCUUGACGUUGGAAGAACAGGAAGCUCAACGAGCCGAAUGGAGUCAGGAACUCGCCCGGGUAGAGGAAGAAAUCACUACUCUACGCACCGUUCUGCAAUCCAAGAUGCGACUGGCAGGUGAACUGAAGCGUAAGCUGGGUAUCACUAUGUGGAAAGAAAUCAGCGACGACGUUAGCCAAGGGCUGAAAAAUGUCAAGGAAAGCACUGUUUAUCACACUGUUGAGUCCAAGGUCGGCGAAAUUACAACGGCAGUUACGAGUGCUCCGAUCUAUCAGAAAACCGAAACAGCAAUUAAGACAACAGCCGGUAAAACUACGUCUGUACUGGGAGGCAUCACAAGCAAGAUGACACAGAAAAUCUCGGAAAUGAAACAGUCGGACUCCUUCCGAUCGUUUGAGGAAAGAGUGGGAUCGGCUUACGAGAAUGUUAGGUCCAAGGUGUCAUCGCGGUCCAGCUCGGUUCAGAGUCUGUCGGAUCUGCAGAAUGACGAGCGCCGCAGCUCGAUUACGACACCAACGGCCAUUCCGGAGGAGAAGAUUGUUCCUUAAUAACCCACAUUAAUCUGUUCGGAUUGCCCGCCACAGACCGGGUGCAGAGUAAGCACUUGAUGAUAUGAAAGUUUUUCUCUGGGCUGCAAGUUUUAUAGGGAUUAUAAUUGAACCUAGGAAAUAGAAGAACGGAUGCAAACUGUUAAAAAAUUAUAUAUACUGUAGACAUGCUAUAACUGUUUGUGAGAUCAAUAAAUCAUGCAAUCAAAAGAUAUUUUUUCCGCAGGUGUCAAGCUGCAGCUGCACCACUUUCUUUAGUAUUGUCUGGCUAGUUAGAUGUAGUAUAUAUAAAUCUACGCGAAAAGGAAACCCUUUUUCGACACGAAUAUACUAAUGAGAACCAUUCGUUUGAUCCGCCCACAUGCUAAUAGAGUCCACUUCACAUCGGUAUCACUGGACAGCAGAGAGAACAAGAGGUUACUUUCCACUUUAAUGUAACAUCUAACAUUACAAUAAAACUUAAUGUGCCUAACUGUAGUGGUUUUUCUUUUCAACCAUAGAAUAACUAUUUUGAAUAGCACCCUUUAAGCAUUAGCAGCCCGGUAGUUUGUAGGUACUUAACAUGAUCAUGAUUCAAACCGUGAAAAUAACUUUGUGAUGUGUAAUUGCCAACUUUCCUCAGAAAACCUCAUUCAUCCUUUUUCUGAAUACGGACUCCUCUGAACAGAACGUUUAUCUAUUUUUUCUCUCAUGCUAUGUCAUUAGGCUAUACACUAUUUAAUACGAUUUAGGCUUAACAACAACAAAAAUAACACUUGUAGCAUCGAACAGAGACAUUUAACAAAGGAAUAAAGAUAUGAUGUACGUGCUUGUGUAUCAGUUCUAUUUGGGCAAAAUAUGAACGAGAUACGGUACUAUGGACAGUAUUGUGGAACACAGAACUUAUAAAAUAAAAUUUGUGCUCAUGAUUAAAUCAGACAGACAAACGUCGUCCUAUUGCAUCAAUAAAUUCUUUACAAGGAGACA